Molecule: messenger RNA, 1096 nt
Organism: Nymphalis io (European peacock)
Lineage: Eukaryota; Metazoa; Arthropoda; Insecta; Lepidoptera; Nymphalidae
Product: migration and invasion enhancer 1
Exons: 3
Coding region: 149-460 (103 amino acids)
Source: RefSeq, a predicted model, not a curated record
CUUGCUUUUAUGAUUUUGUACAUGUAAAAAAGAAGUACUUUUAAAAUCAUUGACUUACUUAAUAUAUUACAUAAAAUCUUUCUUUAUUCCAUUUACCUAUUAUAAUAAUUAAUUUAAUUCAUAAAAUAUUAUAUUUUUUUAAUUAAUUAUGUCAAAUCAAAAUAAAGUGCGAAAUGCUAAAGUUGAAAUAGAGUUUUGUAAAGUUUGUGAUUAUGGAGGACAUUGUUUAGCUUUGGCUGAACAAAUUAAAAGUAGUAGUCCAGAAGCAGAAGUUGACUGCAAAAAAGGUCGACAAGGUUCAUUUGAAGUGGUAGUUAAUAACAAGCUCAUAUAUUCAAAAUUGCAAAACAUGGCAUUACCAGAUUAUGAGGAAGUAGCUGAAGUAGUUCAUGAUGUGUGUGGAGGUGCAGAGCCAAGAGAAAUAAAAGGACAACAGGAAGUAAACUGUGCAAUAUCAUAACAUUUAUUAAAUCACAGCACCAUAUUUCAUAAAUAAUAAAAAAGGCAAGCUUAUAAACAUUAACAAUUGUAGAUUAAAAUACAGGCUUUAUCCUUCAACAAAGAAUAUGUUUAAACAUAUAAUAAAGAUUACAAUAGUGUGUAUUAAAAAAAUAAAUUAAGUUAUAUUUAAUAAACUUUUACAUUUCAGGGCAUAAUAGUGGUUUGAAUUGAUAGAGUACUCCUUAUCGAGGCAGAAAUAAAAUUAUUAAUAUCUUGAACAUACAUACAUACAUAAUAAUAAAUUUCCAUUUUAUAAACAAAUAAUGUUUAUAAAAUGGAAAUAAUACAACUUUUGGAUGUAAUCAACCCAAAAAUGUAUACACCCUCAAAUUUAUAUUUGGCUUUUACUAAACUUAUAAUAUAGUAAUUUGAAUUAUGUGUUCAUAAUAUUAUUAAAAAAACUAGUAUAAUUUAUUUAUUGAGCAAUGUUUGCUAAAGGGAACGAGAUUUAAAUACAACUGGCGUGACCAUUAGGACCAUAUAAAUAUAUAAAGCAUUUCUCAAUAAAAAAAAUAAACAACAAUGAAAUUGAUUUACCUAUUUAAGUACGAUUAAAAAUAUGUGUAAAAAGAAAAACAUUCUAUUGAACCUGAUA